Molecule: messenger RNA, 1103 nt
Organism: Cyclopterus lumpus (lumpfish)
Lineage: Eukaryota; Metazoa; Chordata; Actinopteri; Perciformes; Cyclopteridae
Gene: mibp
Product: muscle-specific beta 1 integrin binding protein
Exons: 8
Coding region: 220-825 (201 amino acids)
Cellular component (GO): cytoplasm
Source: RefSeq, a predicted model, not a curated record
GGAGGGAGCGGUGACGCAAUACUACGCUUUGGGUAUAAAUUGCAGUGGGUGUGCUCAUUCAAUGGAGCGGGAGUGAGAAACGCUAUCAGGCUUAACAUUUACGACUCUUUUUGAAGCGGUUCUUUUGUUGGCUUUCUAUCCUCAAAUUAGUUUAAAAGUGCUUUUGACUGUUUCUUCAGCGGACUGAGCAGGACUGACUCCGACUGUCGGGAAGGGAAGAUGAAAUACAUCAUAGGAAUUGGCGGAGUCACCAAUGGUGGCAAAACCACUCUGACAAACAAGUUGAUCAAGACUCUGCCCAACUGCUGUGUUGUGCACCAAGAUGACUUCUUCAAGAAACCCGAUCAGAUAGAAGUCGGGGAGGACGGCUUUAGACAAUGGGAUGUGUUAACGGCUAUGGAUAUGGAGGCCAUGACCAACACAGUGAAAGGCUGGAUUGAGAACCCAGUGAAGUUCGCCCGUUCCCACGGAGUCUCUCUGUCGUCUGCAUCCGACGUGGCCGACCCAGACGAGCAGACCCACAUUCUGAUCGUGGAGGGCUUCCUGCUCUACAAUUACCCACCUCUGCUGGAUGUUUUCGAUAAGAGCUAUUACAUCACGAUUCCGUACGAGGAGUGCAAGAGAAGGAGAAGUACGCGGCAGUAUACGGUCCCUGACCCUCCCGGACUGUUUGAUGGCCAUGUGUGGCCGAUGUACCUGAAGCACAGGAGAGAGAUGGAGCGCAGUGGCUUGAAUAUCCAGUGCCUUGAUGGUUUGAAGUCUAAAGAGGAGAUCUACAACCAGGCGUAUGAGGACAUUCAGAACAAUCUGCUCAAUCGUUUAUAGCAGGAAGACUCCUCGCCAUCCCUGUACAGAGCUUGUAAAUAGUCCCAUGAUUUCUUUUUUUUUUAUGAAGUCUUUCUAAUUUUAUUCUUUGUUUGAGAAUGAAACAAAGCAAUGUUAAUUUAUCACUGUCUUUUUUUUAUAAUCUUCAGAUGGUCGAUAUGUUUUUUUUGUGUGACUGUUGAACCAGACCAUUACUACGUUACUGUUAUGUUAAACCACUGACUUGUACUGGACCAUUUGUCACAUUCUACUCCAAAUAAAUGCAUUCGCUACUAGAA